Messenger RNA from Cylindrotheca closterium, 1164 nucleotides. The record is from the annotation of a GenBank genome assembly. NCBI's taxonomy places the organism in Eukaryota, Bacillariophyta, Bacillariophyceae, Bacillariales, Bacillariaceae.
AUGGAAUCCUCUUCACCACAACCACCAUCUUCUCGACCAGCCUCGGAAGAAUCGUCUUCACUUUUUGACGACGAUUGGGAAGAAUGGGACGGCAAAUCACCCUUUUGGCACCACUGCAUUGCUGGUAGUUUAGCAGGAGUUGCCGAACACACUCUGGUAUAUCCCUUGGAUACGGUGCGAACGCACAUUCAAGUCUGUGCCGCUUGCAUUCACAAUCCUUCUUCCACAACAUCAACAGCUUUGUCUAAGGGUCUUGUGGGACAAUCCUCGGUCCUUCAAAAGGCCGCUGCCAGUGGCGCCUCGAACACUAACGUUGGUGUUUGGCAAACAAUACGGCAACUCAUGAAUCAACCCAUUGCGUUGGAAGGUGGUGCAGCUACCACCUCGUCCACACUGUUGGCCCAACCCUCUGCCGCGGGGAUUUCCCGAUUGUGGCGAGGCGUCCACAGCAUUAUUGUCGGAUGCAUUCCGGCACAUGCUCUCUACUUUUCUUCCUAUGAAUUGAUCAAGCAUGCGACUUUGGAUAAGGAUGGUCACGUGACGACCUAUGGAAGUGCCAUGGCGGGUGCCGUCUCGGCCUUUUCGCACGAUUUGGUCAUGGGACCAUUGGAUACGGUCAAGCAACGAUUGCAGUUGGGACAUUACCGGGGAUUGACACACGCAGUCUCCACAAUGAUUGCCAAUGAAGGAUUUGUCAGCUUGUACAGGAGUUUUCCAGUCACCUUGGCGUCCAAUGUUCCAUACGGAGUGAUCAUGGUGGGAACCAAUGAAUUCUUGAAGGAUCGAUGGACGGAGACUGGCGAAAAGCUCAGUCUUGAGGUGACACUUGGUUCCAGUGCCAUUGCUGGAUUGGCUGCAGCCGGCUUGACCACACCACUGGAUCGCAUCAAGACGUAUCUCCAAACACAGCAGCUCACUCCUGCUUGUUCGGUAGGCUCCACUCCACCAAAGAAUUGUCCACUCACUUCCUCGACUUCCAAAAUUACCCAAAAGCCAAUUGUGGCGGGCUGGAAGGAUGCGGCAGUCCGCAUCUUCGAGACGGAAGGAAUGACUGGCUUCUUUCGAGGUGCGACUCCUCGUAUCCUUUCCCAUACUCCAGCCGUUGCCAUUUCUUGGACCACCUAUGAAACGGCCAAGGAAUAUUUGAAGUCAUUGGACAGUUGA